CUCCCGUGUCCCGCCCUCCUCGCCAGUCGCCUCCCUGCUCCUGCUGCCGGCAGUGGCGGUGGUGUCGCCUCUCCUCAGUCCUCACUCCUCCUCACCCCAGCGGAAGCGCGGGCCCGACUCCGUCCGACCUCGCCGUCUCGGCCCCGAGGGCGGGGAGAAGCCGGCAGGGUGAGCCCGACGCUACGCCACGCCGCGCCACCAUGCCGCUGCCGCUGGCCAAGGCGAGGAGGGGGUCCUCCCCGCAGCCGUCACCGCAGCCCGCGCGGUCCUCCUGCAGGUCGCAGCUGGAGCAGGACGUGAAGAGGCUGCGCAAGGCGCUGCAGGACGAGACGGCGCUGCACGCCGUGCUCGAGGGCGCCCUGGGCCGCGCCGCCGUCACGCUCGCCGACAUGGCCUACCUCCCCACCAACGCGCAGGAGCUGCUCUCGACCAUCUGCAUCCUCGAGACGGCGGUCACGAAGCUGGAGGAGGAGAUGGUCUCCCUGCAUUUCCAGCUCACCCAGGAGAGGAACGAGAGACGGCUCGUCGAGUACCGCCUCAAGCACCUGCCCCCGCCGCCGUCCGCUUGCUCCUGCCACUCCGGGAAACUCGGACCAGACGACCCCACAGGCGAAAAAUGCAGUAGCCAAACGGAGGAGGUUUACCCUCGCGCCGUCUUGCAUGAACAGGCUGUGAAACUGCAGAGGCAGAUCUCUGUCAAGAGCUUCGUCGAUCCUAACCAGCUUUCCGAGGACAUCGUCCGCUGCAUGAGGAACAUCUUUAUUUCGCUGUCAGAUUCCUGCAGGGACUCCUCAAGGAACUCGAACAUGGAGAAUCAGCAGUCCAUUCCAUCUCCCACCGGGAACUAUUCGAUUUCUGCCUUCUGGACUCUGUCGGAACCGUCGUCCAUUUCUUCUUGGGUACAGAGCCCUCAAGUGGAUUUGAACUACAACAACAAUGUAUUAGCUUCGGAGACUGUUUUUGACCCUUACAAAGCUCGCGAGAAGCUUAGCUGGGCUGACAUAGGCAGCUACGGUGCGGCGGCCGAAGUUUCGUGGAUGUCAGUUGGGAAAAAGCAACUUGAGUAUGCUGCGGAGUCACUUCGUAAGUUCAGAUUGUUCAUUGAGCAGCUGGCAGAAAUAAACCCUAUUCACCUCAGUGAUGAUGCAAGGUUGGCAUUUUGGAUCAACUUAUACAAUGCGUUGAUGAUGCACGCUUACCUUGCUUAUGGUGUUCCACGGAGUGACAUGAAACUGUUUUCACUGAUGCAAAAGGCUGCAUACACCAUUGGGGGCCACUCAUUCAGCGCUGCGUUUAUUGAAUACGUAAUUCUGAAGAUGAAACCACCAAGCCAUAGGCCACAGAUGGCUCUGCUUCUUGCCCUCCAGAAGAUUAAGGUACCCGAGGAGCAGAAAAAGUUCUGCAUUGCGGCACCUGAGCCACUUCUGACGUUUGCUCUCAGCUGUGGAAUGUAUUCUUCUCCCGGGGUGAAGAUUUACACGGCUAACAACGUGAGGGAAGAACUUCAAGACGCACAGCGUGAUUUCAUUAGAGCAUCGGUAGGAGUGAGUCGGAAAGGGAAGCUUCUGGCCCCUAAGAUACUGCACUGCUUUGCCCGUGGCUUUGUCGACGACAACAGCUUCCCAAUCUGGAUCUCGCAUUUCCUACCCCAGCAGCAAGCUACGUUUGUCGAUCACUGCGUGUCUCAACGGCGGCAAAGUCUCCUGGGCACCCGUACUUUCGGCGUCGUUCCAUUUGAUUCUCGGUUUCGCUACCUCUUCCUGCCAGAUGCGGGAUCGUUAAAUUAACUGCUAUCCGAGAUUCAGAUGCUUCCCUGCCUAGACAACCUGAAUGACAGCCUAACUGCCAUCUGCCAACAGAAGUGAUGAAGUCCAAAGCCCUGAUAGACCGCUCAACAGUGUAAGAGCUGUCUCUCGAGUUACCAUCAUGUCUGGAAAAGUAAGUUUAUAUCCAGCGACCAUGAGAGUAUCAAGAUUUGAGAUAGCAGUCACUGGAUUGACCCGUGUCAUUGGAAGUCAGAUGCAUAUCUUUGGAAUUCCUUAAUCGGUUCGUCCGUCUCGACAUCUUGUCGAGUUUCAUUAAAAGAAAAACUGUACAUAACUCCUACUCCCAGAUAAAAACUUAAGUUCAUCAUGGUGCUAUUUAUGCAUUGUAUCUGUUCAUCAUGGUCCUGACGUUCAUCGCAUUAACGGUUAUCAAGACCACUACGCAUCACUCUUAACAGCUUUUCUCGG
This is a messenger RNA of Zea mays, 2234 nucleotides long. RefSeq lists its product as uncharacterized. The coding region runs from base 201 to 1787 and encodes 528 amino acids. The record is from RefSeq and is marked validated. Lineage: Eukaryota; Viridiplantae; Streptophyta; Magnoliopsida; Poales; Poaceae. The transcript has 10 exons.